Molecule: messenger RNA, 1365 nt
Organism: Priapulus caudatus
Lineage: Eukaryota; Metazoa; Priapulida; Priapulimorpha; Priapulimorphida; Priapulidae
Product: dynein light chain 1, cytoplasmic
Exons: 2
Coding region: 132-401 (89 amino acids)
Biological process (GO): microtubule-based process
Cellular component (GO): dynein complex
Molecular function (GO): dynein light intermediate chain binding; dynein intermediate chain binding
Source: RefSeq, a predicted model, not a curated record
ACAUGAAAAUCUACAGAACGCUGCAAUUUUCACAGGAGUUUUCAGGUCUGCUGGAGCAAGUUGACGUUCCUCGUUACCUGUAGUCGACCGCCUUUUCUUCCCACCGUUGAAUUACAUCCAAAUCUGCCAAAAUGUCUGAGAGGAAGGCUGUGAUCAAGAAUGCUGACAUGAGCGAGGAGAUGCAACAGGAUGCUGUCGACUGUGCGACCCAAGCAUUGGAGAAAUACAACAUAGAGAAAGACAUAGCUGCUUACAUCAAAAAGGAGUUCGACAAGAAGUAUAACCCAACUUGGCAUUGCAUUGUGGGCCGCAACUUUGGAAGCUACGUGACACACGAGACGAAGCACUUCAUCUACUUCUACUUGGGCCAGGUUGCCAUCUUGCUAUUCAAGUCUGGAUAGACCACGAGCUGGUGUCACUUUUGGCUGUGCAUGCAGAUGAUGUCACAUCAAACUGCAGAACUUUACGACUUUUAAGUGGUUUUACCUGCCCAGUGACAGCUGAGCAAACUCCAGCAGGCAUGUCUGCUGCCUGAAAAUUCCCUGAGCUUUUCACAUAACCAACUUGAGCUUUGCUGCAGUUUAACACUAGUGUGGGAAAGGCGCCAAACAUAAUCCACAUACAGAAAUUCUGUGUAAAUUUUGUUGUAAACCUUGGCCUCCACCCAGCAAUUCUUCUUUAUUUUUAAAGACGAAAGCUCGCGAGUAGAAUUUUGAAGAUUUGCGUGGGUGCAGCAAGGGCAGAUGCAUUUCACUUGUUAAAAGUCUUGUAUCAGGGUCCAAUUAUGUUAAUCGUUAAUAAGCUAAACUGAAUAGCACCCGGUAGCUAGAAGAUACCACAUGAAACGUUUGUGGAGUGGUCAGCCUUUUGCAGUUACUAAAGGCCACUACUUCAUUGGAAACUUAUUGUGUGCAAAGUGUACAUGUAUAUGGUGAUGCACUAUUUUAUUUUGAUGCCGUUUCUCGGUCUUCACACAUGUACGGCACGUUAGCAUUACGCGUUUCACCUGCAUCACAGUUCGUUUCCCGAAAAAAAUCACGUUUCAUUGUGAAGACUUGGUUUGUUAUAAAUUUGUUUUAGUCAUCGAAAUGGUUGUUGCAAGACCAGUCUAGACAACCUAUAUGGUAACGUGAGAGGAAAUAUCCACGAGAAAUAGCACCAGCAAGCGUUCUAUGUCUCUGUCCUCUGUUCGGUGUUUUACGUUCCAUGUUACGCCUGCGAGUCAUGGAAACAGCACGUCAGGCCUGGCUUCACAAGGCUGUGCUCGUAUCCUGCUUGGGCCUACCGCGUCGUUAGCCUCGUGAAUGUCGGGAGUUAUUUAUGUAUGUACAGCAAAUUAUAUUAUAAUAUAAUUGUACAAAUAAG